Lymnaea stagnalis (great pond snail) is the source of this 9516-nucleotide messenger RNA. Lineage: Eukaryota; Metazoa; Mollusca; Gastropoda; Lymnaeidae. The record is from the annotation of a GenBank genome assembly.
UGUAUGCGUGUGUACGUGUUUAUGUGUGUAUAACUUCAUUCUAGAAAAAAAGCUGCUCGCCAGUCUAAUACCAAUACCCGCAUAUCAGUGUGUAGACAGUUAAUUGUACGUUGAUAUAUGUACAAGAUCUCCUUACACGAGGUAAUCAUUGACACUAUAUUUAUAACGUUUUAUAUAAACACCAAGUCAUUGACAAUUGUAUUAUAACGUUUCAGCUAAACAUGGAGUCAUUGACAAUGCUUAAUGGCCAAUACAAAAUACUGUAAAAAUUAACGUGGCAUUUUAAAAAGGAAACAAAACUCACUAUUUAUUAAUUCACAUGUGGUUACAUUUUAUAACUUAUAAUUUUUGUUUUUGUUUUAUGGUUAGUUCGUUGGAACAACUCUUAAUCGGUGCUGUCUCUGUAUGCCUCUAGGGGACUUAAUGUUCUAGGACACCUCACGCCUCUGAGGUGCCACACGCUCGUAGGGGCAUUUGCUCUCAAUAUUAUUAGACACUUUUUUUUUUUAAUUCAAUAAAAAAUGAUCAAAAUGCGGUUCAGGAUCUGAUUGUUUUCUUUUGCGUUAUAAUUUAAAAUUUUAAGAACUAUUUGUAAUAAAGCAUAUGCAAUCUUGUUAUACACGCCAUUUACUUUAUUUUCAGCAUAUUUCAGUAAAAAAAAGUAGACAUGCUGAAGAAUGCGCACUUUUGGAUCCUUAUAACAACGACUAUAUGUAAGAGUUGAUUUUUUUUUUACUUUAGAAAAAUUAAAAACAGCAACAACAAAAUAUCAGUUUUUUAAAAAUAAAUACAUGAUGCUGCCAGAAGAUAAUUCUAUAACAUAUCAGGAACGAUUUUUUAUCGUAAGAAUUAUAUAAUUGUAAUAUCCUUACAGCAUUUUUACAAGGCCAAGAAAUUGAAGUCUUUAAGAUUCGACAAGAAGAUUGCGAUACAAAAUGCAAAACUGGACUACUAAACGAAAUAGACAUCCUUGCCUUAAACACAAGAGUGAUAUUAACAACGGAUCUCCUGAAUAACUCAGCUGUAAUCUUUGAGAUAAGGCCAAAAUCAAGCCCAUCCUUUAACUAUGUGAGUUUGUAAUAAGUUCAUACAAAAAGCCUAAUAUAAAGUUAUUAUAAAAUAUUACAUGUGUGCUAAAAAGAAAAAAAUGACGAAACAAUAUAAUUUAAUUGUCUGUUCAAUAUUAGAAAACCAAUUUUUUUUUUUUUUUAAAUAAUGUUUCAAUUAAAAUUAUAGUUAUUAUAAUUAAGGUUUUAACUCAUUAAAACAGUUUAUUACGCGAAACAUUGUUUGCCUAUGUUAUAAAGAAUAUUGACAUCACUUUUGACCUUUUAACAUUUAAUAAAAACACUUUGCUACAUACUAUUUAGGAUAUUUAUUUAAAAAUACAGUGAGAGUUACUACAUAUGUUAGAAGUCUCAGUUUUACUUCAUGCGUUUUAAAAUUAACAAAUAUGCAUAUUUUGUAUCCAGUUGUUUUCUGUAGAUAUAAAAUCUGACUGCACGGAAAGCAAAAAUCCUGGAAGCAAUUACCAUUGCAUUAAGAUCUCCAAAAAUAUGUUUAACAUCACAUUUACUUUCAAUGCGUUAACUGCUUUAAGCGAAGCAACGGUUCGAGGUGAAAUAAAACACUAUAACUUAACUACAAUAGCUCACUCUGAGCAGACUUUACCAAUUAUCUGUGGUGGGUAUUUCAUUUGAUUCUUAUGUAUGUUAUAUUUAAAAAUGUCUAGGUCUUUCUUUUUAGAUUUUAAAAUAUUUGAUUUAACUUUUUAAACUUUUAAUCUUAUAUGAUAAAUGAAAAUAUCAUUUAGUUAAUUUACUUGUUAUUUUUUAAAUUGUUUCGCUUUUUUUUUUUUUUUUUUUUUUUUUUUUUUUUUUUUAACAAAAUAAAUUUUAUUUUUUUUAAAAAAAUUUUUUUUACAAAAAAAUAAAAUUUUGUAAUAAAAAUUUUAUUUUUUUUUUUUUUUUUUUUUUUUUUUUUAAAUAUAAUUAUGUUAUUUAAUUAUUUUUUUAAAUUUUUAUAUUUUUAAUUAUUUUUUUUAUUAUUUUUAAAAAAAUUUUUUUUUAUUUUUUUUUUUUUUUUUUUUUUUUUUUUUUUUUUUUCAGAACCUGCAGAUGUUGCCGGUGUUUUAAAAAUUAACGGAGAAAAUGUAACAGAUUUAAAUAAUUGCACGGUAUCAUUGAAGGAGGAUGAUUUAAAUUUAGAAUUUAAAUGCAUUGGCCUGGCAAAACCAUGUGUAAUAGAAAUAACAUCCUCUGACUGGACUGAGAAAAAAGUGGGAGAUAACAAAAUGGUUAUUAAACGGUCACUAAAUCAAGCUGCUGAGAUAAAAAUAAGUUUCGCCCUUUGUAGAUUUGACAAGAAUGUAUUCAAUGUGACGUGUAAAGUCAUUGAAGGUAAGAGACGGGUCAUUAAAUUUUCAAAACUCGAAAUUAUUCUUAAUGGAAACAUUAGCACAUAGACUAAAAUAGAAUCGACAUUAUUUUGACUUGUUUAACCCUUUCCUAAACUCUUAAGCUAAAUGUAUGCUAAUACAUCAAUAUUUAUUGUAGCUCACGCAUUUGUGUGUUUAAUGGAAAAAAAAUAAUGCGUUAAAAAUAAAUACCAAUUUAACUUUGAAACAUUACAAAAAAAACCUAAAUGCACUCUUUUCCAAUGAUAUUAACUUAUUUCCACCGUGUACUAAAACGAUUAGCAAUCUAUAAAAAACAGCUGGUGGCUUUAAGAUGUACUGCCAUACAUAUAUAUUCAUUUAAAAGUAGAUUGCGAUAAGAUUUGAUGACUUUUAAUUACCUCAUUUAAUUUAAAAAUUUAAAAAACGGAAGGCGAAUGUCAAUAAAUAACUAAGUUAAAAAUAAAAAAAGUUUUGUCAUGCAUUCACAUAUAACAGAAGAAUAUGAAAAUGCUUACUUUUAUCAUUGUGCGUAACAAAUAUUUAUUAUGUCAUAUUUUUAAUUAGACAACACAUGUAAUAUAUUUAAAAUAAUUAUAACUGUAAUGAUUAUUGUUUUGUGCAUUUGUAUUUCUUUAUUAAGUUUUUUUUAAAAACCUUUUUUUUUGUGAAUUGCAUAAUGGUAACAUUUUUUGGUUUAUAUAAUCUCUUUUUUGUUGGUCCUCAGUUUCCCCAAAACAUCAUACAGAAAAAAUAAUCAUUGUACUAAUCACAGGAAUUCCAACAGUUAUUGUUAUUUUGUUUUCGUUAUACAGGUAAUUCUAAUAGUAUAUAUUGGUGUAUUUCUUUUUUUUUUGUCUCUAUGUAACUACCGGUUUCAAUUGCCAAUACUAACUUUAUUAUAUCAUUCUUUUAUUACACCAUGUACUCGACCCAUGUUAAAAUCAGAAUGCUAAUCACUUACGACAUUCUUUUUUUAGUGAGUUGAACAUUAUUAAUAUCUUAUAUAAUUUCCAUUGACAUUAUCAACUCUACUUAACUAUAGCACGUGAUAAGUUAAGUUUACAUCUUUUUUUCCGCUUCUCAAAGAAUAUGAUUUCCAUAAAUUGCUUCAUUAUCGCCACAACCUGCUUCCUCUAACGUUAAACAACUAGUGUACCUCUCAUAAAACCAGAUAACCUCAAUCCCACCUCUCUCAACAAGACCCAUAUAUUUGCAAACCUAUGCAAUUAAAAGCUACUAAAGAAAUGCUCUUCUCAGAAUGUCUGUUAAAACAAUGAAUUGCAUUAAUUAAUCUAUUUACAUUUUUUCCCCUUCUCAGACCAAAAAAAUAUUAGACCUAAUAUAAAUAUAUAUCUUUUUUAAAAGAAGAGUUUAUUGAGUUUUUAAAAUUUCAUAUAUCUAUGCAUUUUUUAAAAAUGUAAUUCUUAAAUAAUUAAUUUAACUCUUUUUAAGAAUUUGCUGUGCAUGAAAUCACUAAAUUUAGUUUGAUCAAAUGUUGAAAAUGGGAUUUCUUUUUAUACAGUACAAUACCACUAACGAUCCCCUAAAAUUAUUUUGUUUAAACUUCCAGAAUUAUAUAUUCUAUUAUUUCUAAUAUCAAUGUUCGAUCUAUUUAGAAGCAGAUGUUCUUCUAUUUUAUGUUAUAAAACAUAUCAUUUGCUUUCCAUUUUGUGUUAAGUCUGCUGAAAAUCAUCUCAAACCACCUGAAGGAAGGUUAGUUAAUGUUAUGUAUGUAUAUCGUUAUAUUUAACGGGUGGAUAGGUACUGCUAUUAAGAGAACAUUUUGGACUAUUUAUUGUUUUUAAUUAAUUAAAUUUCGUUUGGUAUAAGUAAAUAUAAAAUAUGUUACCCCUAGAAAUAUUAUGAUAAAUAAAUAAGUUUGACAAUAAAAAGAAUAUUUGAAGGGAAAUAAAUUACUCACAUAGUGCUUGGGUGGCCGAGCGGUCUAAACUGUCUCAAACCAAAAAGCCGGUGGUCCGGAGCUCAAUCCCCACCAAAGCCAUCCCAAGCACCCCGGGUGGAUGGGACUCGUUAGCCUUGGACGGCAACCCAUCUAAGAGAAGGCAAACUCUGAAUUUAAACCAGGAGCCAGAAUGAUCAACAAAUUGAUCGUGAGCCCCUCAAAUAUAAGAAGAAGAAAUCAUAGCUAGGAUUUAAAAAAAACACCAAACAUUUGCCUAGACUUUAAUCCUCAUUAAAAGGGUUAGUAAAGCGAUGAUAUUCACAUUGAAAUUAAAUCAUGUGCAAUGAUAUGUACUAUAUAUAUUACUAAAUUUUUAUAAAAUAAUUUAUAUAAAGCAUUUUUCUACUUAAAUUCAACGAAAAUCAGAAAGGAGUCUUUAAAGUGUCAUAAUAACUUCGUAAUUUUUUUUUUUUUUGUAGAGUUAGGAUACAAUAAUUGUUUCUCUUGUUUUAUCAUUAUUAAAUAUAAAUCAUGACAUGAGCCUUUACAGCAAGAAGAAUGGAUGAAAAAAAAAAUUAUUUUUCCGUUUCUUUUUUUUAGUUUAUAACAUACACAUAAAACGUUAUAAACAAUUUUUUUAUUCUCUUUUAUAUUGAAGAAAAAAAAUGGUAUUAAAUGGUAUGUCAUUCUUAAGCAAUAUAUCAUUUAAAAUACUAUUUAUAUAUAUAUAUAUAUAUACACAUAUGUUUUACCAAAAUCCUUUCCAGUACAAGACCUCGAGCAAAAUCCUGAUGAAGUUGUUGCCUUUAAACCAAAAGGUAUUAUUUCUUUAAUUUAAAUGAUAUUUUCAGUGAACACUAUUUUACAAUAACUUGUUGGAGAUAAAAUACUAGCUGCUACUUUUAAAAGGCAUUUCUUCAAGCGUAAUUGUUUCUUGGUCUUAAGUGCUUAAGAGCGAUAAACAGAACAAUAAGACAUCUUCUCUAGAACAAGAAACUAAGCAAAGCAGAAAAGAUAAUUUUAAUUUUAUAUUUAUAAAGUGUGUUUAUUAGCUUAUGCGAGAUAAAUGUACGUUUAAAAUGCGUUUGAAAUGAUCAGCGCAUAAUUCUUCAUAUACACAACAUUAAAUAUUAAUCGAAUACAUGAUACACUUUACAAAACAAAAACAAACAUAAUGGUUUCUUGGUCAAGAAAGACACCAUAUCAAAAUUAAUAUUAAAGCUCGAGCUUAGUUUCGUUUUUGGAAUAUAUAUUCAUCUAAAAACGGAUAUUUUAAAGAAAUUAAAUCUUUCUAACUAAGAAAAUCAUUCAUGAAAUAACAAACUACUACUUAUCUUUUUUUUAAAAUGGGCAAUGAUCAGUCUUUACUUAAUAAGUCGUAUUAUAAUUAGUAGUGUAAUAAAGAUUCUAGAAAAAAAACACACAAACAAACUCUGUAAAUCGUUUUAACAAAAACAUUGUUUAAUGCAAUGUCGUAAAUUGCAUGUUAUUUUCAAUUGCAUAUUAAACAUAUUUUCAAAAUAAUUUAAAUCACCAGAAGUUUGAGAUACGUACCGAUUUCGUAGUUGCCAUUAAUCAAUAUUUAUGUCACAAAUUCAAAAUCUUUACUAACAUAAUUUAUCAACGCACAUUUAAAGAAACUGACAAUAACUUAUAAUUAUAACUGAAGCAAGGCGACAGUGUCAAUCCAAUUACAAAUGAAGAUAUUAUCUGUAUUGUUUUAAUGAGUAUUAUAAUCAAAUACGAUGAGACAAGACAAAACUUAUUUUCAAACAUUAGCCAAAUUUAAAGCAAUAUUUAGUGAAAUAAGCAAAAUAAACGUUUUUUUUCCCUUUAUAUUUAGAAACUAAGCUUUACAUUUUAAUUUCACCGAAGAAGUUUAUAAAAUAUAUAUCAAGCGAUUUUUAAAUAUGUUUUUGAAUAAAAAAGAGUUUAAAAAGUUAAUGUGAUGUCCUUACUGGGUAUUGUUUAAAUGAGUGUAAGACAAUUUAUAGUGUGAAAUUAAUUGUUUUUUUAUUUAACUUUUAUUUUAGAUAAAGAGACUACAAAUUACAGGCCUAAUGUGAGUACCAACUCUAUUCUAUGGAAAGUUACCUUCGUCAGUUACAAUGUUUUUAAGGAAAGUUAAUUUUUAAGGAAAAAAAAAAAAGUUAAAAGAAUGAAUGAACACAUACUCCGGAUGUAUACAUAUGCAAUAAGUUAAGUUUGAAAUGCGCUAAAAACAUGUUUUCAGGCUAGUUGUCACAGUUAAUACAUUUGAUAACUGUUAAUGAACGAAUACAUAUAUAUAUAUAUAUGCACUAAAAAACGCGCUAAAUCUGUAAUAUAUAUUUUUAAUUUCAAAACUAGUAUUUGAACCUCUUUUUAUGUAAGAGCUGCUGUUUUUUUUUUAAAAAUAAUAUCAACAUUAUUUCCUUGUAAAUACUUUGACAACUUCCGACGUGAUACGACUUUGAAUUUUUUAAGUUUUUACUUUUAUUUUAUGUCUGCUAACGAAAGAAUCAAGUCAAAACGUUUAUUGGAUUGUUCUGUGUUUCUUUAAACCUUUACAGGUCUUAAUUAGCGAUUAUCGUUAAAAUUUUGAACAGGUUCAGCAUAUAAAAAUAAACUACUCUAUAUUUUCAUUUAGCUAAUCAUCUUUAUAUUUUUUUUUUAAAAAUCCCUAAAUAGGUAUUUUGUUUUCAGGUGAGUUUCGUGGUCAGUGAUGGGGGCAGUAAUAAUAAUGACAAAACAGAAGCUUUGAUAGAUGCAUGCUUGCAUGGGCCAUUGGAGGAUGUAAAAAUGCUAAUACAAAGUGAUACAGAUAUAAAUAAAAAAGACAAAGAUGGUUUGACACCACUAAUGCACGCACUUGAAGCCAAAAACACAGACAUUAUUGAACUGCUGAUACAGCACGGCGCUGAUUGUGAAGAGAGAACAUUGAAAGGAAUGACGUAUUUAAUGUUAGCUGCAGACAAAGGAUUAACUGACAUCGCGGAGAUGCUUAUUGAUAAUAACGCAAAUAUUAAUGCUACAAACAAGACUGGUUCAACAGCGUUGAUGAUUGCGUCACUCCACGGACAUGCUGACAUUGUUGCAAUGCUUAUGCAAAAAGGAUCCGACGCUGGAUAUAGAAAUAAAGAUGGCAUGAACGCUUUGAUGUGUGCAUCGAAAAAUGGACACACAUAUAUUGUUAAAUUAAUAAUAGAAGAUUGGGCCAAAACAAAGUUAACGACAUCUUUAAUAAAUGAAAGAACGGAGAUAGGACAAAAUGCAAUAAUGUUUGCAUCUCUAAAUGGACACACUGAGACUGUCGAGUUACUUUUACAACACAAUGCUGACGUUCGGUUAAAAGAUUGGAAAGGUUUUACGUGUUUAAUGUUCGCAUCUCUAAAUGGACACACUGAGAUUGUUAAUAAAAUCAUGAAACACAAACCUGAGGUGAACGAGAAGAACAAUGAAGGAUUCACACCCUUAAUGUUGGCAUCACAAGAAGGACACAUAGAAACAAUAAAAGUGCUUAUUGAAAAGGGAGUUGACGUAAAUGCUCAAAAUACAUCAGGUCGAACCGCUUUAAUGAUCGCAUCAAGUAAAGGACAUACUGAAAUUGCUCAUUAUCUUUGCAAACUUAGAGCGAGUGUUAACAAAAAAGACUCAAAACAAAUGACAGCUCUAAUGUAUGCAUUGAAAAAUAAAAAUGUGGACAUUUCUACUGUGCUGUUAAAAUGGGGAGCCAAGGUUAAACAAGGAGAUAAAAAUGGUUUGACAUGCUUAAUGUUCGCAUCGAUGCAUGGACUAAAUGAAGCUGUGAAAUAUAUCAUUAAAAAGGGAGCACGUGUUGAUGACAAAACCAGCUUAGGUCUAAAUGCCUUAAUGUAUGCAUGUGAAAAAGGUCACACGGAGACGGCGGAAAUGCUUGUUAACAACGGCGCUAAUGUGAACGCAAAAAAUAUCGCUGGUGUCAACGCCUUAAUGUUGGCUUCCAGACAGGGUCAUGCAGAUAUUUGUAGACUGCUGAUACAAUAUAAAGCAGCUGUUAGUGAAAGAGAUAAACAAAACAAAACUGCUUUAAUGUACGCCAGAGAAAAUGGUCAUUUUGAAAUUGUUGACUUGCUUACUCACGUGGAAGCCUUAGCAAACGAGGCAAACAAUUGUAGAAAAGAUUUAAAGAAAAACAAACAAACAAAGAAAAUAGCACUGGGAAUACAUGGUUGAUUUACUUUAAAUAUCAAAUGUGUAACUCGUUUAAAAAGAAAAUCAAAUCCUGCAUUAUCAAAUGGUUUCACAUUUUUUAAUGUAAUAGUUGACAUUAAAAAAAAAAAAUAAUGGUAAGAUGGCAAUUUCUAUGGAAUUAAGGCAUCAUUUAAGUGUUAUUAAAAAUCAUCUUUUUUUAAUCGCUAAAACAAUAUCAUGUAAAGGAGAAUAAUGUUAGAAAAAAAAUGUGUUGGAUUAACGUCUGAUUGAUGUGUUGCGCUUAAUGUGGAUAUACAUUUACUACCAAAGGCUCAAAUACAAAAAAAAUCGGUGUAAUCGACAUUGUAAUGUGAAGAAUAUUCAUUUAAUAUUUGCUUUCAUAUAUCCAACACUGUUGGUGCUUCCUUAAUAAUUUGUCAUUAUUAGAGAUUUUGCAAUUCUAAUAGAAAAAAUUUUUUAUUAGAUAACUUCUGUGUUAUUUAUCAUUUAAAAAGGAGGGGCAGCACAGUCUACUUACAAACUUAUUUGCUCACUAAAAUGUAUAUUUUAAGCCCUAAAAUCACAGCGAAUGACGUGUCGCAUUGUCUCCCAACAUUUUUUGCAGAAAACCAUAUUUAUAAAUGUUCCUUCCUUAGAAAGAUUAAUUUUGAAUAUUUCGUUUUAUAAGAACCUAAGAUUCAACGUUCUAUUAUCAAUUUUUCGAACAGGGUUAUGUUUUUGUUUUGGAAUAAAGGCUAUUUUGACGAAAUAUGACUUAUAUUUGGAAAGUAGUGGUUUUCAUUGUUUGUUUUGCCUUGCAUUUUUUUAAACUGUGAUGGAUCACCUCUUUUUUUCCCCUUAUAAAAUGCAUUUUUGUGACCUACUUAAUGUCUCCCAAGCCCACAAACCCCGUAUUACCUCCUUUCCCCUAACCCUUCCAGACGCCAUCCCUUGAUUUUUGGUAUUUUGAAAUAAUGCAAUGGUUGAAAAUCCAAUCGACUUUCAUAGUAAGGUUACUUAAACUCUUCUUUAUUUUAAUUAAUUAAUUAAAUGUAAAUGGCCC